Molecule: messenger RNA, 1838 nt
Organism: Nannospalax galili (Upper Galilee mountains blind mole rat)
Lineage: Eukaryota; Metazoa; Chordata; Mammalia; Rodentia; Spalacidae
Gene: Eny2
Product: ENY2 transcription and export complex 2 subunit
Exons: 5
Coding region: 142-447 (101 amino acids)
Biological process (GO): positive regulation of DNA-templated transcription; poly(A)+ mRNA export from nucleus; regulation of transcription by RNA polymerase II
Cellular component (GO): DUBm complex; nuclear pore; SAGA complex
Molecular function (GO): chromatin binding; transcription coactivator activity
Source: RefSeq, a predicted model, not a curated record
AUGCGUGUUCUAGCUUUCUGUGUGCUUAGGUGCCCGAGCUACUGAGGGUCUAAGUCCGGGCAGCCGAAGAGUGUGGUAGGUAACGGUCGCCAGCGCAAGGGUCAUUUCGUCGCUGGGAAGGGACGGCCCUCGCCCGCGGUGAUGGUGGUUAGCAAGAUGAACAAAGAUGCACAGAUGAGAGCUGCGAUUAACCAAAAGUUAAUAGAAACUGGAGAAAGAGAACGCCUCAAAGAGUUGCUGAGAGCUAAAUUAAUUGAAUGCGGCUGGAAGGAUCAGUUGAAGGCACACUGUAAAGAGGUAAUUAAAGAAAAAGGACUAGAACACGUUACUGUUGAUGACUUGGUGGCUGAAAUCACUCCAAAAGGCAGAGCACUGGUACCUGACAGUGUAAAGAAGGAGCUCCUACAGAGAAUAAGAACAUUCCUUGCUCAGCAUGCCAGUCUUUAAGGUUGAAUUAGAAUGUAUUGUUCUGUGGAUUUAUUUCUAAAAGUAAAACUUGCCAUAAAUUAGAAAUCGAUUUCCCAAAAUAAAGUCCUUUUUUGUAUGAUGGUAUACAGUUUUCAGUAAUGAUGUAUACAUUGUAUUGAUUUUUUUCCCUAAAUGUGUUAUUUUAAUAAAUAUCUCAUGAAUGAGUUUGAAGUUUGCUUGGAUUUUGGAAUAAAUGGGAUUCUCUCUUUAUUACUGAUGGACUAGAUUUGUUGAAAGAAAGGUCAUCAAUUACUAUAAUUCAAGUAUUUUUGUGUGCAGUUCUCUGUGCUGGCAGCUGAGCAGUGAGCAACCUUUCUUGGUUGUCUGUGCAUGGUGUGUUCCUCUUGAAUCCCCAUAUUUUAUAAAUUGUACUACCCCAUCUUGUACUAUAGUUACUCGUCUUGUUUCUUACUUGUUAGAAAUUCUGAGGGUUAGGACUGAGUCUUACUCAUCUUUAUGUGCCUUCCUUAUGCUUCAAAGAAUUUACCGUCUAGUGGACGAGAGAACAUUUGCAAGCUGGCUGCACACCACAUGCUCUACUCAUCUGAACUUUGAAAGCAGAAUCUCUAAAUUGCAUUUCCAUAUACUGAGGUCAAGAAAGAAAUAAUGGGAAAUAAUCUCCGCCCAUUAGCUUUACUCUGACAUCAGGAUUGCCAAAUCUAAAGGACUCUUUGUCUAUAUGUGACUUCUGCUGCAGAGUGAGAAUGUUGACCAUCCUGCCACUUGGAACUUUUCAUCCCACUUCUCACAUUGUUUCUUCCUCCCACUGGAAGUUCUUUCUGGGUUUUUUUUUGUGGAGUUCCGCUUGCCGUAUGUGACUUUUAAGUAAUGUUUUCUAGGACUCUCUCCUGAGCCCUCUGCCUGACUAAUGAUAUCUUUUCUCUGGCUGAAUCCCAGGAAAUGGGUCUGAUCAUGGCUGCAAAUACCAAGUGGUUGAUAAAUCCUAAACUGUCUCUAAGCCAGACUUAUUUCUAGCCUGAGACUCACAUAUCCAUCUGUGGGUCAGCCUCCUUGGAUAUUCCACAAACACCUUAAAAUGAUUGUACUUAAAAUAGUAACUAGCCUUGCUGUAUACUCCUUGCUCCUGGAAUCUCUCAGACACACAGAUGACCCAAGACGAUCGAUUGCUAAUGCUGUUUUUGAAGGCAAGAGGUAAGAGACGAGAUGAUUUCUAGAAGCCCUGAGUUUGUGUAUACGCUGCUGACUACCUGGGGGCUGCAUUGAGAAUAACAAGGCUGUAAACUUAGAUUAUCCGUCCUACGUUACUGUCUGUUCUCGGGCCCAAGCGAAUGCAGUUGACUCCUCUGUGCCUCCACCAUCGCUCCCUAUUGCCUAUGUGGCCUUAAUAAAAUUCAAGUCUGAUCAUUUAA